Messenger RNA from Vavraia culicis subsp. floridensis, 623 nucleotides. RefSeq lists its product as uncharacterized. The transcript has a single exon. The annotation marks the transcript as partial. NCBI's taxonomy places the organism in Eukaryota, Fungi, Microsporidia, Pleistophoridae. The record is from RefSeq and is a predicted model, not a curated record.
GUGGGUAUUGAUUGUGUUAUACCCAGUACUUCAGAAAGUAAUAAAACUGACCAAAUUGAGCAGGAUAGAUGGGAACGGUGCCACGUUAAUGAUAAGAUUGCCGAUGUCGAUGAUCAUAUAGCACAUGAUGCCAUCUUUAGGAGUACUGAUAAAAAAGCCACUAGCACAAAUAACGAUGUUUACGCCUCUUCUAGCGGGUAUUGCGGCAUUGAUGGAGCAUUCAACCAGAUAAACCACCAAUUCGGAUCAACGUUCGCGAAAGAUAAAACAUCUGUGCCUUUAUCCCUUAGUGCAGGCACGUUUGUUGUUAAAAACGCGAAGAAAUGUGCAUUUCUUUAUAACGGUAAUACUUUUAUCACAAAAUUUAAGAAGAAACGCAUUCACAAGAUAAUAUUGAACGAUGACUGCUUAAUAAUAGCAUUGAGAGAUGCACUGAUUAUGAUAAAGGACGAGAAAUACUGUAAUAGCGUUGUUAUAGGCAACUACGUGAAUGAUGUGGUGUUUUUUAACGGAUAUCUAAUUGUUCACACAGAUGAGAUAAAAUUCGAAGAGUGUUGUGUGGAGAGUAUCAAGGAGGAUGUUUACAAGAAAAAAUAAACAUGAUCAACAAAUUAUGUACGAUC